Molecule: messenger RNA, 759 nt
Organism: Aegilops tauschii subsp. strangulata
Lineage: Eukaryota; Viridiplantae; Streptophyta; Magnoliopsida; Poales; Poaceae
Source: RefSeq, a predicted model, not a curated record
AUGCCUUCUUGGAGUGAUGGGGAUGAGAGCUCCGACGACAGCAUGGGGGGCAACCUGAUGGACAUGGAGUACUUUGACACACCUGACACCAUCCCUGAGCCACUCUGGUGUGGUGUUCCCAUGGAGGAAGUUGCCAAGUGUACUCUACACGAUAUGAAGCCUAGGAAGUGUGUUGCUUUUGAAGGUGCUAACGCUGGGAGGAGGUUCUAUGGAUGCCCUGUUCAGGGAGGUGUGAAUUGUGGUGUAGUUCAAUGGGUUGAUCCUGCCUGGCCUGAUGUACUUAAGAACUGCCUCAUCAAGUUGUGGGAAAUGUUUCACGAGAAAAACCUUGGAAGGAUUCAAGACAAGCAUGCAUAUGAGGAUGAGGUUGCCAAGUUGAAGAAGGACUAUGAUCAUCUCUGCACUGAGUAUCAUAAAAUGGUUGAUGAUGUUAGCAAGAUGUUUGACUGGCAGGAUGGUGUUGGCAAGAUUGACUACCAGAAAGCAAUGGAUGCUGAGAAAUUUGAGAAGCAGAAGGAAGAGCUAGAGCUGGAGAUGAAGAUGGAGAAGCUAAGACUAGCAAAAGAACAGAGGUGUAUCCUUCAGGCCCAGGCAGACAUAAUUCACAACACCAGGAAGGCAAUGAAAGAGAUAAAGGUGGACAGGGAUCUUCUUGCACAAGAGAAGACAGAGCUUGAGAAAGUAGUUGCUGAUCUACUGAAUGCUGGCCAUGGGAGCAAGGAAAAGCUUGAGAAAAUCAAGGCCAUACCGGAGGCUUGA